UGGCCGGCUUGGGUUUACUGCACGAGAUAUUCUGACAGGCCGUCAUCAGCAACCACCACCACCAACAACAACAUGACCAAUCAGCAGCAGCAACAACAGCAACAGCAGCAGCAGGACGAAAAAAGACCUCGCACUGCUUUCACGGGGGACCAGCUAGCCCGAUUGAAGCGAGAGUUUAACGAGAACAAGUACCUGACAGAGGAGAGGAGGACCUGCCUGGCCAAAGAACUGAGCCUCAACGAGAGCCAGAUCAAAAUCUGGUUCCAAAACAAGAGGGCCAAAAUGAAGAAGGCCAGUGGGGUGAAGAACCAGUUGGCCCUCCAGCUCAUGGCCCAAGGUCUCUACAAU
Molecule: messenger RNA, 348 nt
Organism: Helobdella robusta
Lineage: Eukaryota; Metazoa; Annelida; Clitellata; Rhynchobdellida; Glossiphoniidae
Exons: 2
Biological process (GO): multicellular organism development; neuron differentiation; regulation of transcription by RNA polymerase II
Cellular component (GO): nucleus
Molecular function (GO): DNA-binding transcription factor activity, RNA polymerase II-specific; RNA polymerase II cis-regulatory region sequence-specific DNA binding
Source: RefSeq, a predicted model, not a curated record